This is a messenger RNA of Sitophilus oryzae (rice weevil), 1767 nucleotides long. Its product is annotated as elongation factor Tu, mitochondrial-like. Gene Ontology annotation, cellular component: mitochondrion. The record is from RefSeq and is a predicted model, not a curated record. Gene Ontology annotation, molecular function: GTP binding; GTPase activity; translation elongation factor activity. The coding region runs from base 136 to 1548 and encodes 470 amino acids. Lineage: Eukaryota; Metazoa; Arthropoda; Insecta; Coleoptera; Curculionidae. Gene Ontology annotation, biological process: mitochondrial translational elongation. The transcript has 7 exons.
AUUCAGAUAAAUGUCAAAAACUAAUGGCCGCUUUAAAAAACUUGUGACAUAACUUUCAUGUGCUAUUUUUUUACCGAAAUAAUAUAAGAAUAAAGGUCGUUUCUUCAUUACUGAACCGAUUAUAAAGCUAUUUAAAUGGCUUCGAUCGUUGUUGCAAGAUUUGUAGUCCCAGUUGCCCAUAGGACCUUACGACAAAUUCUUAGCAAACGCUCUAUUGCUAAGAUUCAUAAUUACGCCAGAACUCUACAAAUAAUCUCACCGGAGCACACUCAAAAACGAUCGUAUGCGGAAAAACAAGUGUUUGAUCGGAGCAAACCACAUUGUAAUGUUGGAACAAUUGGUCACGUAGAUCACGGCAAAACUACCUUGACUGCGGCUAUAACUAAAGUUCUGUCUGAUCAGAAAUUAGCUCAGCUAAGGAAUUAUGCUGAUAUUGAUAAUGCUCCAGAAGAAAAGGCGAGAGGUAUUACAAUUAAUGUGGCUCAUAUUGAGUAUCAAACAGAGAAAAGGCAUUAUGGACACACUGAUUGUCCUGGACAUGCGGAUUACAUUAAAAAUAUGAUUACUGGUGCGGCUCAAAUGGACGGAACUAUUUUGGUAGUGGCCGCUACGGAUGGUGUUAUGCCACAAACAAGAGAGCACUUAAUUCUAGCAAAACAAAUUGGUGUAAAGCAUAUUGUAGUGUUUAUUAAUAAAGUUGAUGCUGCCGACAAAGAAAUGGUUGAAUUAGUUGAGAUGGAAAUAAGAGAGUUAUUGACUGAAAUGGGAUUUGAAGGAGACAAAAUUGCAGUUAUUGCUGGAUCAGCUUUAUGUGCUUUGGAAGGCAAGAAUCCAGAGAUUGGUAGUGAAGCUGUUUUAAAAUUACUAGAUGCUAUUGAUAAUAAUAUUCCGACACCAAUAAGAGAACUAGAUAAGCCAUUUUUGUUGCCCAUUGAACAUGUCUAUUCAAUUCCAGGUCGUGGUACAGUUGUAACAGGUAGAUUAGAAAGAGGAGUAUUAAAGAAAGGUGCAGAUUGUGAAUUUGUUGGCUUCAGUAAAGUGUUGAAAAGUACUGUGACAGGUGUAGAAAUGUUCCACAAAAUCUUAGAAGAGGCUCAGGCAGGAGACCAACUUGGUGCUCUAGUUAGGAGUGUUAAAAGAGAUGAUAUAAAGAGAGGUAUGGUUAUGGCUAAACCUGGCACAGUGAAAGGUUAUGAUAACAUUGAAACUCAAGUAUACGUCUUAUCUAAGGAUGAAGGUGGUAGAAGCAAACCUUUCACAUCGUUCAUUCAGUUGCAAAUGUUCUGCAGAACGUGGGACUGCGCUGCACAGGUUAUCGUUCCAGACAAGGAAAUGGUUAUGCCAGGAGAAGAUUCUAGGUUAAUAUUAAAAAUGUUUAAGCCUAUGGUAUUGGAACAGGGCCAAAGAUUUACAUUACGAGACGGUUCUCAAACGUUGGGUACGGGCGUGGUUACCAAAACUCUACCUAUGCUAACAGACGAAGAACGAGACAGUCUUCUUGAGGGUAAGAAAGCCAGAGAAAAGAAAGCCGCAGCGGGAAAAAAGUAAAAUAGGACAAAUACCAAUAAAAUUAAUUUACCUCUAAAUAGAUUUAUGUUGAAAUCGUUUUUUUUUUUAUGAAAAAUGACUUAUUAAAUUGGUCAUGUUCGCUCCCAGUUCAUUGUGUUACAUUUUACUUGGUAAAAAUAUAUGCAACCUGUUAUUUAUAAUGAUUUUUUUAAUUGCUAAUUUUUUAAUUGUCUUUAAUAAAGAGAUAUCAGUUUAAAA